AUGAUUUAUACAAAAAUUGAUCUUACAUUACGGCGAAGACAAGAGAAGACUGAAAUUAAAAGCCUCAAUUCAGACAGAAAGAAUGGAUCUAAACCUAACAGAGAUCGGCUUGAUAGAUGUAGAGAAAUCAGCGACGAAAAGGUUGUGCGAAGAUUGGAUGAGGAUUUGAGCCGCUUUGAAAUGAUUUACCCGUCUAAGUAUGAAAUUCGCCCUCGGAUCCUUGAGACCCGUAUUAAUGAGCAGGAUGACCAGAUUGCUUAUCUGGAAGAAGAGGGAACAAGCUUAAGAGAAAGAGUGAACAAUAUGGAGCAGGGGAUUGAUAGUCUUAAGCUCCGAAUGCGAGUAUUAGAAGUUGCUAAUGCUUUCAAAUCCACUGAAAUUCUCUCUGGUGAGGCCUCCUUUGCCUGA
Messenger RNA from Cryptomeria japonica (Japanese cedar), 408 nucleotides. RefSeq lists its product as uncharacterized. NCBI's taxonomy places the organism in Eukaryota, Viridiplantae, Streptophyta, Pinopsida, Cupressales, Cupressaceae. The transcript has 2 exons. The record is from RefSeq and is a predicted model, not a curated record. The coding region runs from base 1 to 408 and encodes 135 amino acids.